This is a messenger RNA of Bactrocera tryoni, 3265 nucleotides long. RefSeq names its product serine/threonine-protein kinase meng-po. NCBI's taxonomy places the organism in Eukaryota, Metazoa, Arthropoda, Insecta, Diptera, Tephritidae. Gene Ontology annotation, molecular function: ATP binding; protein serine/threonine kinase activity. Gene Ontology annotation, biological process: peptidyl-serine phosphorylation; peptidyl-threonine phosphorylation. The record is from RefSeq and is a predicted model, not a curated record. Bases 756 to 3101 code for a protein of 781 amino acids. The transcript is spliced from 7 exons.
GUAAAAUACGCGCCGCCAGCAGUGAACAGCGUAUAAUAUUCAAUUAUAUUAUUCGAGUACCUCGCCUGCCGUAUUUAGUUAAAAAUAGAAAAUCGACGAAUUUUUACCUAACGAAAAAAUGCAAAAAAAUGCCUAAUUGGUCUAAUAAAAUUGUAAAUUUUCACAUGAAUAAAUAUUAACUGAAGUGCUAAAGUUGUGCAAAAAUGCUUACAAAUAUGUAAUACACUGUUUGCGAAUUUGUUGCAGAAAGUAUUUAUAAUUUUUACAUAAGUGGCUCGCAGUGCGAAAAAAAUAAUAAGUACAAAAUAGCUAAUUUUGAAUAAAAUUCACGGAUUUAUUUGUUCAACUUUUUUUCUGUGCAAAAAGUGCGAGAAAUAGCGUAAACAUUUGGCGCGUGUUUUAUAUCAAAACAAAAUAACACGAAUUGGUGAUUUGGUGAAAAACGAAUAACUAUUCGUACUUGCAAAAACAAACAUACAUAAUAUCGGCAGCACUAAUACAAACACACUAUCGGUAUGCACAUUAGUUAGCGCGUAAAAUAUUUAGUGGCAAUUAAUCGAUUAUCGUAAGAUAUUCCAAAUGUGACUGAGAAGCGCCAAAUUCAGUGAACUAGUGUAGAAUUCGUAAUAUUUAAAAAAUAACGGUGGUUCAAUGGCUUUCAUGUGCAUACGUGUUGGUGAAUAAGCAAAUAAAUUAGUUAACGCUCAUGAUACACACCGUUUGGCAGCACACAUUCGAUAGUAAAUAACGCAAUAAUGUCGAAGAGACCUCGCGGGAACAUACACAAGAUUCGAGAAUUCGAAUUGGAAAAGAUCCAUUUAGUCGAUGAAUUUGAUAUCUUACAAAUUGUGGGUGAAGGAUGGUUUGGCAAGAUAUUACUGGUCGAACAUCGUGGCUCUCAAACCGAAAUGGUAUUGAAAGCCGUGCCAAAACCCUAUGUCUCAAUACGUGACUUCUUUCGGGAAUUCCAUUAUGGACUGCAUCUGGGUAUACACAGAAAUAUAGUGACCACAUACGACGUAGCCUUUGAGACGGCUGGUUUCUAUAUUUUCACACAAGAGUAUGCGCCACUAGGUGAUCUCACAUCAAAUAUGGCCGACACAGGUGUUGGUGAAGAAUACACAAAACGAGUGGCUAAACAAAUUGGCGCUGCGCUGGAUUAUAUGCACUCAAAAGACAUUGUACAUCGGGAUGUGAAGCUGGAUAACGUGCUCAUCUAUCGUUCGGAUUUCACGCGCGUCAAAAUUUGUGAUUUCGGCGAAUCAUAUCAGGCGGGCACGAUUGUGGAGCGACGCAACGAGUGGUUACCUUACAGCCCACCGGAAGUAUUAGAAAUUAAGCCGGAAGGCACCUACACAGCCGAACCCAGUCACGAUGUUUGGCAAUUCGGUAUUGUCAUCUUUGUCUGUCUAACUGGUUGUUUGCCUUGGCAGAAGGCCGCCUCAGAUGAUCCGCGUUAUGUACGUUACUUGGCAUGGUUUGGCGCCAAUAUUCUACCCAUGCGUCGCACACCGAAACUCUUUAAGUUGAUCACUUCACGCGCACAGCGCAUGUUCAAAAGAUUCCUAGAUCCACGCGCCGAACGACGACCGAAGAAUUUAACAGAUUUAUCAAAGUUCCUUGAUGAUCGUUGGUUGACUAAAACAGCCGAAAAAGAAAUGGCCGAAUAUGAAACCGAUGAAUUAUGUCCAUCCAUGUAUUCCUUCCACAGCAGCCCCGAUGAAAAGCAUCGUUUGCUGCAUACGCUGGCCAAUUGUGGCUUAGAAACGAAUGUCGAUCGACAAUCGAAGAAGAAUCGUAUCAAGGAUUGGAUUGAAGCUUCGGUCAUAACGGAAGAGGAUGAAGAGGAACUGGAAGAUAACUCACCCUCCUCAUCAGUUUCUCGUGAACCGGUCGCUGGGCACAUAUCUUCCAUACGCAAUACUAUGGAGCAGACCAAAGCCAUCAACACUACACUCAAAGAUGCUGCUCAAAAACAUUUCGAUCCGCGCACCGGUGCACUCCAAGAAGGUCCCAGCGAAAUGGGCGGUAUCACGCAGACACAGCAAAAAUCGUACAAUGCUUCCAUCGGCAACAUAUCCACCAUGAAUAAUGGUGAUAGUCUUUGCGGCAGUCUAUUGACGUUGAGCUCGCGUCCAGAUCUACUAGAAAGUCACUUAGAAAUAUAUAAUUCUGAAUUAAAUAUAAAUCGUUUAGGUGAGCAUAAUAAUUCUGCUCAAUUCUACGGGCAUAAUCAGUCGCUUAGCAGCAGCAAUUUACUUAUGGUUGAUUACGGUACAGCUUCUAAGGAAGGCGCCAACAACAAUGUGUCUAAGAAGUCGAUAGGCUUAGACACUUAUGGUCUGCCAAAUGAAUAUCGAAAGAGCGCAUUGAAAAGAACUAAAUCUGAUUCCGUAAAAACUGUUAUGUUCGCUAGCAUGCCUGCUAUCAACGAUAGCGAUGCUUAUGCUGCUGCCGGACAGAAAUUGCCGCCAAAACAAACGCUAAACAAUGCUAAUACUAAUCAAAAGCUAACCAGUGCUAAUGCGCCCACUGACAACUAUUUCACUAAAAAUGCCAAUAAUACUAAUGAUAGUCAUGUGACCACAGGAAACGCCGAAACAGGGAAGGGGAAUUCCUCUGUGACCUUAACGGGACUUGCUAAUGCCUUUCAUUCACUCGCCUCCAUCACGUUGCCGAAGUCAGGCACUCCAGAUCGGCAACAGCAGCAGCAGCAACAACAUGUACAACAACAGCAAGAACAACAUCGACAACAACAACAGCAGCAACAACUACGGCAACAACAAUUCGCCACAUAUUAUCUGAAACAGCAAGAAAAUGGUUCUUCAAUCAGGGAUAGCGCUUACGGUUCUGCCGAGGUCAGUGAGGCGCCAUCAAGAACCGUUAGCACUUCAUCAAUGAAACCACAAUACAAUGGAAAUUCCACCCAAUAUAAUGGACAGCAAGCACAAUUUUCCAAUCAUACACGUGCUAUGAGUCCCGACACACGUCAACGUCCGCCAGAAAGCCAGCAGAUAUAUAAAGGGGCGCGCACGGGCAGCUUGAAAGAUUCGGCGUACGAUAGGAUAACGGUUACUAAUAACAACAGGAAUCGUAGAUAAAGUGAUUAACGCUUGUAGAGAUAUCCAUUCAAAGGAAAGUGAUACCAUUGAUACAUACAUAAAUAUGUCUAGUUUUAUAGUCCGCUCUUCGUCUUUACCAUUGUUAAAUUUCCCAUUUUUUAAACCUAAAUAUAAAGCUAUAAUAAAUACGUACAUAUGUAUAU